This is a messenger RNA of Lolium rigidum, 1493 nucleotides long. RefSeq names its product BTB/POZ and TAZ domain-containing protein 1-like. Gene Ontology annotation, molecular function: protein binding. The record is from RefSeq and is a predicted model, not a curated record. Lineage: Eukaryota; Viridiplantae; Streptophyta; Magnoliopsida; Poales; Poaceae. Gene Ontology annotation, cellular component: nucleus. Bases 121 to 1266 code for a protein of 381 amino acids. The transcript has 2 exons.
UUCUUGGCUUUCUCCAGUUCUUUGUUCUUUCUGCGCAUCCGGCGUCCAGUUCAUCAUCUUCGUAAGGAGACAUCGGAGACGUAAAGGCGUAACUAAGUAACUACUUGGAAUAAGGGGUCAAUGACGAUCUCCGCAGGUUUCGAAUCUUACCGGGCGUCGCCGGUGGACAUGCGUGUCAUCACGUCGGACGGACAGAGCAUCGCCGCGCACUCCUACGUUCUUGUAAGCCAGCUCCCCGGACGUUCACGUUCCUCCUCUGUUUUCCCCGCUGAAUUUGGCCGGGAUCUUGCGUUGUUAUGGUCGAAUAGUUCGCUAAUCUUGGAAUCUGGCUGGCAAUAUCUGCAGGCCUCGUCAUCGCCGGUCCUGGAGCGGACGAUCGACGCGGCGCGGCGCGGGUGGGGCGCCGAGUGCACCAUCCGCGUCCUCGGCGUCUCCGCCGACGCCGUCCAUGCCUUCAUCCAUUUCCUCUACUGCUCCAAGGUAACGCCGGAGGAGGAGGAGGUGCUGGGCGCGCACGGGGCGCAGCUGCUGGCGCUGGCGCACGCGUACCGGGUGGGGUGGUUGAAGAGCGCGGCAGAGGCCGCCGUGUCGGCGCGGCUCACGCCGGACCGCGCCGUGGACAUGCUGAAGCUGGCCAGGCUCUGCGACGCGCCCAGGCUGUACCUGCAGUGUGCGCGGCUGGCAGCCAAGGACUUCGCCGCCGUCGAGCUCUCCGAGGGCUGGCGCUUCGCCCGCCGCCACGACGCCGCGCUGGAGCUCGAGCUCCUUAAGCUGGUGGAGGACGCCGACCAACGGGAAAAUCGGUGGGCGCGCGAGAGAGCCGCGCAGGAGGCCUGCCGGCAGCUCGGCGAGGCUAUGACCACGCUCGAGCACAUCUUCCCCGGCAGCAGUGGCGCCGCCUGCACAGACAACGCGCCGUGCGCGACGGACGGCUGCGCGUGCCGGGGCCUGCAGCUCCUGAUGCGUCACUUCUCGACGUGCGCGAAGAAGACAGCGCCGGGAGGCUGCGCGCGGUGUAAGCGCGUGCUGCAGCUCUUCCGCUUGCACGCCUCCGUCUGCGACCGGACGGACCAGACCUGCCGUGUGCCACUCUGCAGGAAUUUCAAAGGCAAAACGCAGGCCGAGAAAGCAGACAAGACAUGGCGGCUUCUCGUCAAGAAGGUUAUUAGGGCAAAGGUGAUGUCCUCCUUGGCCAAUAGGAAGGUGCCGGAGGUCGUGUCCGCGUCAUGGGCGUGGCACAAUGGAAGGGCAACCAAGUUGAGAUGAGAAAUGCCAUUUGAUCAUCACCGUGUAGUCUAGAUCUUGUCAUUACCAACAAAGUGUGUAUGCAGUGAAUUUAGGUUGUAUCGCGUAGUUCUUGUGAUACUUACCAAAUGGUACUUCAAUUUUUAAGGGAGUACCUAUUAAUUCAUCGAUUGUAACUUGCGAUGGUUAAUUAGGAUAGUCAGAGUUGAAAUUCUCUCCUUUAUAAAUAAGAAAACAUUUUGAGACAA